Messenger RNA from Penicillium pulvis, 1593 nucleotides. Its product is annotated as putative GABA permease. The transcript has a single exon. The record is from RefSeq and is a predicted model, not a curated record. Lineage: Eukaryota; Fungi; Ascomycota; Eurotiomycetes; Eurotiales; Aspergillaceae. The coding region runs from base 1 to 1593 and encodes 530 amino acids. Gene Ontology annotation, biological process: transmembrane transport. Gene Ontology annotation, molecular function: transmembrane transporter activity. Gene Ontology annotation, cellular component: membrane.
AUGCGCUCCUCCGUCGACGCCGCCGAUGAGGCGCUGGCGCGUAUGGGCUACCAAAGCGAACUGCCCAGGAAUCUCAGCAUGCUCAGUAUUCUGGGUCUAUCCUUUGCCAUUAUGGCCGCGCCCUACGGUCUCAGCACUACCUUAUACAUCACUCUUUAUGAUGGCCUGUCAGUCACAAUUAUCUGGGGUUGGGUAUUUGUUACCCUCAUUUCCCUCGCUAUCGCAGCCUCGCUCGCUGAAAUCUGCGCUGUGUAUCCUACCGCUGGCGGUGUGUACUAUUGGAGCGCUAUGCUGUCCACCCCCAGGUGGGCCCCUCUGAUGUCAUUCAUCGAUGGAUGGCUCACUCUAGUAGGCAAUUGGACCGUUACUCUGAGUAUCAUAUUUGGAGGAGGUCAAUUGAUCCUCAGCGCAAUCAACCUAUGGAAUGAUGAUUUCGUCGCCACGCCAUGGCAGACCGUCCUGAUGUUUUGGGCCGUCUUGCUAGUCUGCGUCCUCAUCAAUGUCUUCUGCUCGCGUUGGCUCGACCUGAUCAACAAGGUCUGUAUCUUCUGGACAGCUGCCAGUGUGAUUAUCAUUCUCGUUGUCUUGUUGACUAUGGCCGAAGACGGCCGCAACUCGGGUGAAUUCGUGUUCGCCCACUAUGACGCCUCCGAAAGUGGAUGGCCCGCUGGCUGGGCUUUCUUCGUCGGUUUGCUGCAGGCAGCUUACACACUGACGGGAUACGGCAUGGUCGCUUCCAUGUGUGAGGAGGUUCAGAACCCGGAACGCGAGGUGCCAAAGGCUAUUGUGCUUUCUGUCGCUGCGGCGGGUAUCACUGGCCUGCUAUACUUGAUUCCGGUCCUGUUCGUCAUGCCCAGUGAUUCGGCAGGCUUGCAGAUGCUGCGCAGUGUGGCCAGCGGACAGCCGAUCGGAACGAUUUUCAAGAUCGCCACCGGGUCAGCAGCAGGUGGCUUCGGACUGCUCUUCUUGAUUUUGGGAAUCAUGAUGUUUGCCGGCGUUGGAUCUCUCACGGCCGCGAGUCGUUGCACCUAUGCUUUUGCACGUGAUGGUGCCAUCCCGGGAUUCAAGCUUUGGCGCCGCGUUAACAAGAGGCUUGACGUGCCUGUCUGGGCUAUUAUCCUGUCGGCUAUUGUUAUUGGCCUCUUGGGACUGAUCUAUUUCGGUUCCACGGCUGCUUUCAACUCCUUCACAGGCGUGGCUACUAUUUGUUUGUCCACAUCAUAUGGUUUGCCCAUUCUGAUCUCCAUGAUUCGGGGUCGGAAGGAUGUACGCAACUCGGGCUUCCCUCUGGGCGCCUUUGGUUAUGCUAUUAAUGCGGUCACUAUUGCUUGGAUCGUGUUGGCCGUUGUCCUCUUCUGCAUGCCCUAUACUCUGCCCACCACUGCCGCAUCGAUGAACUAUGCGAGCGUGGUAUUUGCUGGAUUUGCUAGUAUUAGUAUCGCGUGGUACUUUGCAUAUGCUCGCAAGCAUUUCACUGGACCCCCAGUUGCGGGAGAGGGUAGCCAAGCUGUGGGGGUUAUCUCGGGCGCUGCGGUGGAUACGGAAAACGCGAUGGACAUCUCGGACUUGAAGAAGAUUCCGAGUAGCCAUUAG